AUGGCUACUCCAGGAUUCAGCGGCGGUGUCCCACGGGAAAACAACGCCCCCGAAGUCUUUGAUGGAAAUUUACCACAGCUUGUCCCUGAUAACGUGGUAGAGAAUGGAGCUCAAGAUGUUGCGAAAGUCGAGACAGCCUCCCAGGUUAUUGAGAGCCCUGCAGGAGAGUCCAAGCCACCUCUCAUUUGCGAAUCCAAGCAGCACUUCGUCCUCUGGCGAGACGGCCAUUCCGACACCCUCCCCAGAUUCAAGCACGACAGAUCUAAGCAUCUCAAUAACCACAGAAGAAACCACGACUCCAAUCCCGACUACGUCCACAGCUACAUCGACAUCCAGCGCCCCAUGCAGCGAAGGGACGGUCGCCGCCGGCGAAACACAAAACUACCUUGGUCUCUGCAAAUUCUCGUGCGCAUACGGAUACUGCCCACCGGGACCCUGUACAUGCACAAGUCACGGCGAUGGAAAACCUUUACCUCCGGAGACAGGGGUUCAAGGGUGUCCUCUUCCUGGUUCAAGUGA
This is a messenger RNA of Fusarium coffeatum, 519 nucleotides long. RefSeq lists its product as uncharacterized. Lineage: Eukaryota; Fungi; Ascomycota; Sordariomycetes; Hypocreales; Nectriaceae. The transcript is spliced from 5 exons. The record is from RefSeq and is a predicted model, not a curated record. The coding region runs from base 1 to 519 and encodes 172 amino acids.